Glycine soja is the source of this 1679-nucleotide messenger RNA. RefSeq names its product E3 ubiquitin-protein ligase RMA3-like. The transcript has a single exon. Gene Ontology annotation, molecular function: ubiquitin protein ligase activity; ubiquitin-like protein conjugating enzyme binding. Bases 384 to 974 code for a protein of 196 amino acids. Gene Ontology annotation, biological process: ubiquitin-dependent protein catabolic process. Lineage: Eukaryota; Viridiplantae; Streptophyta; Magnoliopsida; Fabales; Fabaceae. The record is from RefSeq and is a predicted model, not a curated record. Gene Ontology annotation, cellular component: endoplasmic reticulum.
UAAAUGAUGUAAUGUGAUGUGAUGAAAAAUAAAAAUAGAGAUACAAAGAAGAUGAGAUAAAGGAGAAAAUGAAUCUACAUUGAUCAUCACGCUUUCUAAAAUUACCAUUGUAAACUAAAAGAACAUCAAUAAUGUUUGUUGCAAUACAGAUUUUGGGUAUGAAAUGUUUGAUUCGCUUGAGUAAAUGUGGGUGAAUGGUGACCCUCAAUUCCAUUGUGCCCUAUGCAAUGUGUCUGGUGGUGAUCUUGUUUAUGUAUUGGUAAUCAUUCAUUUGCUGUGUAUGAUGUAUGAAACGUUGAUCUGGUUUUAUUUGUGUUAAGGCAUGGAUACAUUUGAAAUGAGUUGUUGAUGGGACAAACCUGUGCAUAGAAUUGAAGUUUGUGAUGGAGCAUUUGGGCCAAAUAGAAGAGCGUAUUAGAUGCCUAGAAGCAGUAGUUUUCAGGGCUAGGCAGCGUCAGAGGUGGCGACCGAGUCAGGCUCCAAUUCGGAUAACUAACUAUGCAGGAGAAUCGGUAACAGUAGCUGACCUUCAAGCUGAAGAAGACAGGGUGCAUCAAGAGUUUGGUGGUGUUGAUGUUGGAGGCGAGAUGAUGGGAAGUGGGAGAAUGGGUAAAAGGAAAGCUAGCUAUUUGGUUGCUAAAGCAUUGGGUGUGGAAACCAAUCAGGGUGAGGGUUUUGCAACAAAUUUGUUUCAUUGUAAUAUAUGCUUGGACAAGGCAAGAGAUCCAGUUUUGACUUCUUGUGGUCACUUGUUUUGCUGGCCAUGCUUUCAUAAGUUGUCAUAUGCUUAUUCAAAUGUGAGGGAAUGUCCGGUUUGUAAAGGAGAUGUCACUGAAGAAGGAAUUAUCCCAAUUUAUGGCAAUGCAAGUGUUGAUAACAAUGGCAAGUUUGAAUCGAAUGAAAUUGGUUUGACAGUUCCUGCUCGACCUCGUCCACAUAGAAUUGAGAGUAUUAGGCAGCGGUUCAGAUACUGAGGAGCUUCUUCUACAAUCUAGGACUUGCUGUGGUUUGGUAACUUCUUUGUUGGAUUAGGUGACUGAGUUUAGUUAGAAAUCUCCUACAGUAAAAUUGAUAGAAUUAAUAUUUUGGCCACUCAUUCUCACUGGAAGACAGAAUGUAAUCAGCAUAGUCCUUCCCAUUAUUUUCUAGGUUGUUAGUGCAAGGAGCCACUUUUUUUCCAUCCCUUCCGUUGGUAUUUAAUUCUAAGAUUUUACAGAAAAUUUAUUUGAGGUCAUAGUCCCUGGUGAAGCAUCUGGCAUCUCAAUCUUCACUAUGUCAAUAAAGACUCACAAUUUAGCAUUGCUGCCACAAACCAAUCAGAGUCAUACUCCAGAUGUUGCUGCUACCACUUUUGCAGCCUCAUCUUCUGUAUCUUCUUCAAGUAGGAAUGAUAGCAUUUAUACUGUUACAGACUCCAAUAUCCAGACAACCGAUAAUAGUGUGCAGAUUAUUUCAUCUUACUCUUCAUCUUUGAGUAGAAUUGAUGUUUUAAGAUCAGUUUCAAAUGAGUCUAGGAGGAGAUGGUUUACAUGAUGGUCCUUCAUGAAAAGGGAAUUAUCAUGUUGACAGAAGGUUACUAUUAUGUAUACUACAAAGUAUCUGUUACACCACAUUUUCUGUUUCUUGGUGUAAAACAAAAUAUGCUAUCAAAUUAUAGUUAUAUUAUUACAUGGCCUAUG